Staurois parvus is the source of this 1583-nucleotide messenger RNA. NCBI's taxonomy places the organism in Eukaryota, Metazoa, Chordata, Amphibia, Anura, Ranidae. The record is from the annotation of a GenBank genome assembly.
CCGGUGAGAGGCGGAUGGCCACAGUCCGGGAGAAGGCGCUGGUACUCGGUCUAUGUAUGGACUACAGCCCGGUACACCGACCGCCAGGUCCGAACCUAAAUAAUAAACCAUUCCGAGCCACCUACAUCUGGAGCAGCAUCAUCCACGCUCUGCACACUCAGGUGGAGGUGAAGAAGCGGCGGCACCACUUGAAGUCCCACCCGGAUUGUUUCAUUGGCUCCGAUGCUGUGGAUGUUGUGUUUGCUCACCUGGUGCAGCACAAAUACUUUGGUGAUGCCGACAUCCCACGUUCCAAAGUUGUGCGGGUGUGCCAGGCUCUUAUGGACUGUAAGGUGUUUGAAUCCGUAUUGAGCACGUGUGUCUUUGGGAAAGAGAAGAAACGCUCCGUGUUUGAAGACAGUAGCUGCAGCCUGUACAGAUUCCUCAAUGUGCCACAUCGUACUACUGGGCAGGUUGAAAAGGGCCAUGGUCGAUGUACGCCACAGAGGCAUGAACAGGCCAGGUUCCCGUCCGCUCCUCUGCAGUCACAGAGCCUGGAAGAUCUCUGGGAUAACCUCAGUCUGACACCUGCUGACCCAACACAGAUGAAUCUGCCCAUAGACCUACCUCCCAAAGUUCUCAGUGAAGUCUGGCAGGAACAAACAAUUCGCCGACUACUGCAGCUAGUGGACCUCCCAAUUCUGGACUCUUUAUUGGAGGGUACUCCUGCCAUGCCUAAAACACAGCCAACAAAGAAUGAAGAGCUACUCAUUGCUUCCCACUAUCUGGACCGAGAAAUCCUCAAGGCAUUCAGUGACUCUCAGGCGGACGAAUGGGUUUCAGCAGCAGUGGACUGUUUGGAGUUCCUCCCGGACCAGAUUGUUGUGGAUGUGAGCCGAAAUCUCCCUGAAUGCCCUGACAAAGACAGGUCCUGGAAACUGCUGCUGUUUGAGACCAUCAGCAAGUACUACAGCCAGAACAGGGUUCCUCUUGUUACCAACCCAUUCUUUGACAUUCACUCGGGCAUUGCUGAGCUUUUAGUUAAUGGAAAGAUGGAACAAGCACUGGAAGCCACACAGUUGUGUUUGAAGCUCCUGGAUUCUCACAGCCGGGAGGAGUUCAGACGUCUGCUCUAUUUCAUGGCCAUUGCUGCAGAGCCCUCAGAGUUUAGACUUCAAGAAGAGAGUGAAAACCGAAUGACUGUAAAGAGAAAGUUCUCUCGUGCCAUUGUCGACCACAAGAAUCUGUCCAAGGGAAAGUCUGACUUGCUGGUGCUUUUCCUGCUGGACCACCACAAGGAUGUGUUCAAGAUUCCUGGAAGCUUGCACAAAAUGGUCAGCGAUAAGCUGGUGGCUAUACAGCAGGGAAGAGAUCCAGACAAAGACACAGGUUAUGCCUUUUGCCAAAGAAUGGAGAAGAGCGAAUUUGAUUCUGCCACACAAAAAACAACACGGACAGAACUGUGGACUUUGUUGAAAACUAUAUAUGAGAACACUAAGCUGUCCCCUAAAGAAAAGAAGCGUCUUCUGGGUCAGUUCUACAAAAGUCACCCGGAAAUAUUCAUCCAGUUCUUUGGUGACAGAGUCAGCACGGUGUAUAAAUAA